Messenger RNA from Cajanus cajan (pigeon pea), 957 nucleotides. RefSeq names its product small COPII coat GTPase SAR1A. Gene Ontology annotation, biological process: intracellular protein transport. The record is from RefSeq and is a predicted model, not a curated record. Gene Ontology annotation, molecular function: GTPase activity; GTP binding. Lineage: Eukaryota; Viridiplantae; Streptophyta; Magnoliopsida; Fabales; Fabaceae.
UGGAAUAUAGGUGAACCGGAUUACCCGGUCAGCAGUCGGGUCCCGAAAGAGGCAGAGUCGGAGUUGCAUGAAAAUCGUUGCAGAACAGAACACUCACUCUUUCUAUAUUCCUUUCUUCUUCACUCUGCUUUUCGAUCUCUAUACUCUCAUUCUAGAUUGGGAGUGGAGUAACAUCCAGAUCCAGCCUACAACAAAACAAAGGCCAUGUUUUUCUUUGAUUGGUUUUACGGAAUUUUGGCAUCGCUUGGCUUGUGGCAGAAGGAGGCCAAGAUCUUAUUCUUAGGCCUCGAUAAUGCCGGAAAAACCACCUUGCUUCACAUGCUCAAAGACGAGAGACUAGUUCAGCAUCAGCCUACACAGUAUCCAACAUCAGAGGAGUUGAGUAUUGGAAGGAUCAAGUUUAAGGCUUUUGAUCUUGGGGGUCACCAGAUUGCGCGAAGAGUCUGGAAAGAUUACUAUGCUAAGGUAGAUGCAGUGGUCUACUUGGUUGAUGCAUAUGACAAAGAAAGAUUUGCCGAGUCUAAAAAAGAGUUGGAUGCUCUUCUCUCUGAUGAGUCUUUGACUACUGUCCCUUUUCUUAUCCUCGGAAACAAGAUAGAUAUUCCAUAUGCCGCCUCAGAAGAAGAGUUGCGUUAUCAUCUGGGCCUGACCAAUUUCACCACAGGCAAGGGCAGUGUAAAUUUGUCAGACUCUAAUGUCCGUGCUAUGGAGGUUUUCAUGUGCAGUAUUGUGAAGAAAAUGGGUUAUGGAGAUGGUUUCAAAUGGCUCUCUCAAUACAUCAAAUAGUCCAUGUAAUAAGUAAGAGAUGGCUUGGAAUCCUGUUUCUAGAAGCCUUUUCCUAUAGUUGUGCUAUAGAGAUGUUCUUAGUACAAAUUGCUGUUAAACAUAUUUUGUUCUUAGUACAAAGAAAUUGUUGUUAAAGCCUAAAGGAAAAUGACACUUCUUUCACUGAUUCAU